UGUGUCAGAUUUUUAAUAAUUUGUUGAUAAAUAUAAAUAAAAGUUUUGGUUUUUUUAUUUAAUACUUGUGAGGUAAUUUUAUUUUUAAAUUAAUAUAUAUAUAAUUACUAAGUGGAAAAAUGGGGUGCGAUGGAGGAACUAUUCCACGACGUGAUGAACUUGUGAGGAUUAAAAAGAAACCUGAACAAAAAGACAAAGAUUCCGAGCUGGCAUUCCGAUGGAAGCAUUGCACAAUAAAGCAGAUGCCCUUGCAGCAGCCAAUAGUGAGCUGUGGCCUGGGAAAACUCUACAGCAAAGAAGCAGUGAUCGAAGGACUGUUAGACAGAUCAAUUCUCCCCGAGACCGCUGUUCACAUAAAGAGUUUAAAGGACGUAAAAACCCUAAACUUGACUCCAAACCCCUCCUACGAGGAGAACAAGGCGGAGACAGGAGACGGGUAUGCCGGCGACGCCAAAAGUCCGUUCAUUUGUCCGCUGAUUGGGCUGGAGAUGAACGGAAAGUACAAGUUCUGCUACCUGUGGACCUGCGGGUGUGUAAUGAGCGAGCGCGCUCUCAAGCAAGUAAAGUCCACUGUCUGUCAUCGCUGUCAGGUCGAGUUCCAGCCGAAGGACGUCGUGGUGCUCAAUGCCGAGGGUGAAGACUUGGAUCUGAUGAUCGAAAAUAUGCAGGCGAGAAAAGUUAGCAAGAAGUCCAAGAAACGUCCCAAGGAACCUGAGGAGGCGGUUGAGAAGAAAAAGAAGAAGGAGGACAAAGAAAAGCCCGGGACCAGCAAGGCCUCCAAGUCUUCUACAGCCACUCAGGAGCCAGUCGACCCUGCGUUUAAGAAAAUUAAAGAGGAUUACAGUAUUGCCAAGGACCCCAACGCUUCCGAGGUCCUCAAGAGUAUUUUUACGACACAUAAAUCUGCUGCUGAGCAAACUAAAGCUCAUUGGGUUACUUAUAAUCCCUUUUAUAAUUAAGUAUUUUGUAAAUAUAAUUUUUAUGGUUGAAGUUUAAGUUUAGAUAAGGAUUAUUUGUGAUUAAAUAAUAAAAACUAGCAACCUUGCAGACACUAGGACUACUGUGAUUUGUGAACUGUAAAUAAAUAAAAUU
Molecule: messenger RNA, 1092 nt
Organism: Cotesia glomerata
Lineage: Eukaryota; Metazoa; Arthropoda; Insecta; Hymenoptera; Braconidae
Product: replication termination factor 2
Exons: 2
Coding region: 120-959 (279 amino acids)
Biological process (GO): mitotic DNA replication termination; site-specific DNA replication termination at RTS1 barrier
Cellular component (GO): nucleus
Source: RefSeq, a predicted model, not a curated record